This is a messenger RNA of Gryllus bimaculatus (two-spotted cricket), 648 nucleotides long. NCBI's taxonomy places the organism in Eukaryota, Metazoa, Arthropoda, Insecta, Orthoptera, Gryllidae. The record is from the annotation of a GenBank genome assembly.
UUCCCGUGCUGUCAACACUCUCCCAGGCGUCCCGUCCUAGCAAGAGAACAGGAGAGGGGAACACUCUUCUCUUAAAAGCGGAAUACGUCAGAGUUUUCGGAACACAGUGUUUACUGGCAGCCCGCGUUCUCAGCUCGCAUUAGUGGAGAAUUCACAGCUGUUGAAGGAGCUGUCUCGAACUACGGGUCUGUUUGGAACACCUAUAUAACUGCAGUGACUUUUGUUUGUAGUUAGAUCUUUGGAUUUGCGGGCGGAGUUUCUUCUCUGAGGCAGGUGACAGCAAAAGACAACGCCGACUACGACAAGCCCGAUUUAGCGAUGGUGGAAACCCAACAAGGUGACGAACGACAGCGCAACAUCCCUCCACCGCCAUCUUGGUUAGACAAGGGCCUGAUUCAACAAGUGCUGCGCAACGGCGGAGAGGAAAACUCGCAGGUCGCCGCUCUUGAUGUGACCCUUCCUAUCCCCUCGGGCGAAAACUACGGCAGCACCAUCUAUCGAGCGAAGGCCACACUCACUAAUGGACAGCAACGUUCCUUCAUUGUGAAGGGGCCCUCUCCAGGAGCGGCGUUGGCCAGCAUGUCAUCCGAAGGCGGCGUGUUCCAGAAGGAAGCCGAGCUAUUGGGAACCCUCAUCCCGCAGAUGCAG